Messenger RNA from Cynara cardunculus var. scolymus (artichoke), 969 nucleotides. Its product is annotated as dof zinc finger protein DOF3.4-like. NCBI's taxonomy places the organism in Eukaryota, Viridiplantae, Streptophyta, Magnoliopsida, Asterales, Asteraceae. The coding region runs from base 139 to 846 and encodes 235 amino acids. Gene Ontology annotation, molecular function: DNA binding; DNA-binding transcription factor activity. The transcript has a single exon. The record is from RefSeq and is a predicted model, not a curated record. Gene Ontology annotation, biological process: regulation of DNA-templated transcription.
GCUCUUUUUCUUACUCUCUCUCUCCUCCUCCGUCCUCCGCCUCCGCCUCCAUAAAAACCCCACUUUCAUCGUCACAAAACUAACCACAAAAAACCCAACAUUCUUUCUUAUUAUCAGUUAAUCACCCCCACUACAAAAAUGCCCUCUGAUUCCUUCGAUCACCGUCGAACAACCACCGCAAAACCGCACCAUCUCGGCGGUGGUUGCGGCGCUGCAACUGGUGGAGUACCGCCGCCGGAGCCUGAACACCUCCCGUGUCCACGAUGUGAUUCCACGAACACCAAAUUCUGUUACUAUAACAACUACAACUUUUCUCAGCCUCGUCAUUUCUGCAAGGCGUGCCGUCGUUACUGGACUCACGGCGGCACUCUCCGUGACAUCCCCGUUGGCGGUGGUAGCCGGAAAAACGCGAAACGUUCUCGUGUCACUUCUACCAACAAUCAUAACAGUAUUAUCUCUCCGUCUCUAGAAUUCCGCCACAUGGCUCCGGCUACCGCCACCCCGAUUUUGAUCCCGUUUGCCGGCGAACACGGCGGCGGACUGCAUUUUCUCGGCGACGGGAAGCCGGCGGUGAGUAUGUGUGAGAGUUUUACGUCGUUGCUGAAUAGUACUCAAGGGCCUGGGUUUUUUGGGUUGGGAGUUGGAGGGUUUGAAGAUGGGAAUUUUGGACUUGGAAGAGCAAUUUGGCCGUUUUCCGGUAUCGCAGAUUGUGGUGGGUAUGCGGCGGCGGGUGGUGGAGGGAAUGUGAUUGGUGGUGGGAAUAGUUGGCAGGUGGAGGGCGGCGAUGGUGGCGCCGAGUUUUUUACUUUACCAGAUCUUGCUAUUUCCACACCAGGAAUGCUGUGAUGACGAUGAAUUAAUUAAUUAGAGGUGAUAAGAGUAGGGUUGUUACUGUGUUCCAUCAUGUAUUAGAUAACUUCCCGUUCGGUUUAGUACGAGAAAACAAAAGGGAGUGUCUUCUAUUGUCAA